Messenger RNA from Nymphaea colorata (pocket water lily), 1488 nucleotides. RefSeq names its product ABC transporter I family member 6, chloroplastic. Gene Ontology annotation, molecular function: ATP binding; ATP hydrolysis activity. The record is from RefSeq and is a predicted model, not a curated record. Lineage: Eukaryota; Viridiplantae; Streptophyta; Magnoliopsida; Nymphaeales; Nymphaeaceae. The coding region runs from base 36 to 1010 and encodes 324 amino acids. The transcript is spliced from 7 exons.
CUCUCCUCCAUCUCCGACCGCUGAGUGCCGAUGUCAUGGCGCUCUCCCACCACUUCGUCCCGCGCUUCUCCUCCUCCUCCCUCCCCACCCCUAAAUCUCCGGUCGUUUCACUCCGUUUCCCGAACUUUUCCACGGGAUUGCCUGCCCGUUCCCGCGGUCUGCGGCCGCUCAUCAGGAAGCCUCCUUCCGUGAGGGCAAGCGUAGCAGCGGAACUUCCGGCGACGUCGCAGCCUGAGAAGGGGGAGGCUUCACCUAGAGUGUUGCUCGAGGUCAGGGAUCUCACCGCCGUAAUCGCCGAGACGAAUCAGGAGAUCCUUCAUGGAGUGAAUUUGACUAUCUACGAAGGGGAGGUCCAUGCAGUUAUGGGGCGAAAUGGUUCAGGGAAAAGCACGUUUUCUAAGGUUCUUGUUGGUCACCCAGAUUAUGAAGUGACUGGAGGUAGUGUGGGUUUUAAGGGCAACAAUUUGCUGGAAAUGGAGCCUGAGGAAAGAUCUCAUGUGGGGCUUUUUAUGAGCUUCCAAUCUCCAGUGGAGAUCCCUGGUGUAAGCAAUCUGGAGUUUUUGCGCAUGGCAUCUAAUGCUCGCAAAGUUAAGCUUGGUCUUCCAGAGCUUGGCCCCAUUGAGUUCUAUGGCUAUAUUUCACCAAAGCUUGCUGCUUUAAACAUGGAUCCAAGGUUUUUGGAUCGAAAUGUGAAUGAAGGAUUUAGUGGUGGUGAAAAGAAACGUAAUGAGAUUUUGCAACUUGCGGUUUUGGAGGCAGAUUUGGCUAUCUUAGACGAGAUCGACUCGGGCUUGGAUGUUGAUGCCUUACAGGAUGUAGCAAGGGCAGUUAAUGGGCUUUUGACUUCCAAGAAUUCUGUAUUGAUGAUCACUCAUUAUCAGCGGCUUUUGGACUACAUAAAGCCAAAAUAUGUUCAUAUAAUGGAGGAUGGGAGGAUAGUGAGAACAGGUGACAUUUCACUAGCAAAGCAGCUGGAACAGGAAGGUUACAAAGGCAUUUCUGCUUCUUAGCGAUAUGCUCACUUUCACCCAUGGAGUUUCAUAACCUUUUGCUGUCUGCACAAUUUGCUGAUGUGUGAAAUAUGCUCUUCUCUGGAUGCAUGUUUUUAAUGAGUACGCUGCUCUCUUGGCAGUGUAUGGUUCAGCCAAAAUUUUGUCAUUUCAGGAGUAUUAGAUAACUUGCCAUCUCGAGUAUCUUAAUACCGCCUUAUGUCAACCUUGGAGCAGACAACUGCGGAGCCAUCUCAGAAGUUCAAUGCCAUCACAUGGCUGUGGGAUUUUGUCCAGGGAGGUCUUAGGACUUCAUAAAUCCAUGGCAACUUGUAUUCUUGCUGAGUGUAGGUUGACAUUUUAAGAUAUUAAAAUGUAGAGCAGGAAUCUGGAAUUUUUGUACUGAUUGCAUAAUGUAUCACGAAGCAUUUUGGUCUUGACUGGGAUAGGUUAUUCCAUUUAUUGCUGAAUAAGAAAUAAUUUUGGUGCUUAUCUGUAA